Phyllostomus discolor (pale spear-nosed bat) is the source of this 2096-nucleotide messenger RNA. RefSeq names its product TELO2 interacting protein 2 (gene TTI2). The record is from RefSeq and is a predicted model, not a curated record. Lineage: Eukaryota; Metazoa; Chordata; Mammalia; Chiroptera; Phyllostomidae. Bases 387 to 1913 code for a protein of 508 amino acids. Gene Ontology annotation, cellular component: cytosol; centrosome; nucleoplasm. The transcript is spliced from 7 exons.
GCAACGACGUUAGCUAGGUGCGACUCCUGAUAGGCUCGGAGUGUGCAGGAAGGGCUGCAGGUACCUGGAGUCGUGUUAGUACCUUGUUUUAGGGUUCGUUCCUGAAACUUUUUGUUUUGCUUUGAGUCUUCAGAUAGGCGGGAGUAAUUUCUAUGCACUCUUGGGAGGUUGUGUUACUACUCCCGAAGAGAUCCCUUUCCCUUUUCUGCAUCUUUUCCUUUGUGCACACUUGACUCUUAUGCUGGUUAGACUCGCCCUCCUUUCGCCUGGAUGUGUCGCCGUUCGAUUUGGCUUUAGCUCUGUUCUUCGGGAGAAGCCCAGCUUCCGGUGAUCCUUCCUGCCCCCUUUAGCGGAUCCCCUCCCGCCGUGACCUGCAGCAGUCAGGAAUGGAGCCUGACAGCUCUCGGGAAUCCCCACCGCGGGAGGGCUCUUCCUUGCCCGGAGAGUGCCCUUCUUCCGCCCUCGGACAGUCCUUCUCCCAGAUUUUGCACCAUCUUACCGGCCAGGAGCCCCGACGGAGCAAGACCAGAAAUGCAGCUCUUCAAGACCUCGAUGCUCUCCUAGAAGCCACAGAGUGUGAUAAGUUAUUUGAGGGGAGCGGGACAUCGCCCGGUGGAAUGCCUGAGAUGCUGGGGAAGGUGGCCAGAGCCCUGGAGAAGUAUGCAGCCCCAACCCAGGAGCAGGAAGGUAGAGAGGAUGGUUUCUCAGCAGUGGCCGAGAGAGCGUCGGCCGUUGGGUUACUGUUUAUCAAGCUCUUGAGGAAAGUUGAGUCUGCCAAGAAUUCCUUGGUUUGCCCCGCACGGAAGACGGUCCUGCGUCACUUAGCAGGACCCAUCUAUGUUUAUGCCGUCACACACAGCCUGGAGCAACCGUGGACCAGGCCGACGUCUCAGGACGUUGCUGGAGAGGUGCUCGCCUUGUUGCUUCAAGUUACUGAGUGUGGUUCUGUGGCAGGAUUCCUCCACGGAGAAAAUGAAGACGAGAAAGGGAGAUUUACUUUGGUACUGGGGCUUCUCAAGCCCAACUUGAAUAAGGAAUCCUGGAAGAAGAACCCUGCCACCAAACACGUUUUCUCGUGGACUCUGCAGCAGGUCACUCGGCCCUGGCUGAACCAGCACCUAGAGAGGAUCCUCCCCCCGUCACUGCUCAUCUCAGAUGACUACCAAACGGAGAACAAAGUCCUGGGUGUGCGCUGCCUCCACCACAUUGUGCUCAACGUGCCCGCUGCCGAUUUGCUGCAGUACAACAGGGCCCAGGUCCUGUACCACGCCCUUGUCAGCCACCUGUACACGCCGGAGCACCUCCUCGUUCAGGCCGUGCUGCUGUGUCUGCUGGACUUAUUUCCGGUCCUAGAGAAAGCCCUGCACUGGAAGGGAGGCGCCGCUCGCCCCACCACACACUGUGACGAGGUGCUGCAGCUGAUCCUGACCCACAUGGAGCCGGAGCACCGCAUCCUCUUACGCAGGACCUAUGCGAGAAACCUGCCAGCUUUUGUGCAGAGGUUGGGGAUCCUAAGUGUCCGGCACAUGAGGAGGCUGGAGCGAGUCAUCCUCGGUUAUCUGGAGGUUUAUGAUGGACCAGAGGAGGAGGCGAGACUGAAGAUGCUGGAAACCCUGAAACUUCUCAUGCAGUGCAUUUGGCCAAGGGUUCCCUGUAGACUCGUGGUCUUGCUGAAGGCUCUCUUGAAACUGGUGUGCGAUGUGGCGAGGGACCGCAGCCUUACACCCGAGCCUGUGAAGAGUGCCCUGUUGGAGGAGGCCACGGCCUGCCUGGUUCUCCUGGACCACUGCUCUCAGGGGCGAGUGAAGGGUCUCCUGGCCACCAGUCUCCGAAGCUGCAAGGACAGCCAGGUGGCGAGCUGCCUCCGGAGAGUGCAGCAGGGCUCCGGAGGCGCCCCCCUCAGCGGGACUUAGGGUUUGUCUCGUUUCUCUGAAGAGGAGAGGGCUUUCUCUUUGUGUAAAUGCAGUUACUUACAGAAAAAGGUAUUUUUAUACUAGACAUUGUAAUUUAUGUCAUCCUUUUCUUUCCUUUUACUCCAAUGGAAGUAUGGGAAGAAUAAGAAAAACUGAAGUCUGGACAUUUCUCUCUUUCUUUUU